Trichoderma reesei QM6a is the source of this 2099-nucleotide messenger RNA. RefSeq names its product alcohol oxidase. NCBI's taxonomy places the organism in Eukaryota, Fungi, Ascomycota, Sordariomycetes, Hypocreales, Hypocreaceae. Bases 71 to 1921 code for a protein of 616 amino acids. The record is from RefSeq and is a predicted model, not a curated record. Gene Ontology annotation, molecular function: flavin adenine dinucleotide binding; oxidoreductase activity, acting on CH-OH group of donors. The transcript has 4 exons.
CGCCCAAGUCGAGUACCCGAGUCGAGCGAUACAGUGCCGUUGCUCAGUGAAGCAAACCUACUUCAUCACCAUGUCGACUCACAAGGAGGGAACAGAAUACGACAUCAUCUUUGCCGGAGGUGGCACGGCUGCUUGCAUAGUCGCUGGUCGAUUGGCGAGAGCGGAUCCCAGCCUCUCGAUCCUCCUCGUCGAACAUGGCAAGAACAAUCUCAACGACCCAAACGUCGUCAAUGCUUCCAGAUAUCUCUACCAUCUGGCACCCGGCACCCAGACUGCCAUCGUCUACAAGGGGAACAAGACAGAUGACCUCAACGGCCGGGAGCCCAUUGUGACGGCUGGCGGCAUCCUUGGAGGCGGCUCGUCGAUCAAUUUUGCCAUGUACACGCGAGCUUCGGGUGUCGAUUACGACUCAUGGAACACUGAAGGAUGGGACGCGAAAAGCCUCUUACACUAUGCCAAGAAGCUGGAGACAUACCACCUCGAUCACCCAGAUGUUGACCAGAGCGUUCAUGGCCACGAUGGUCCUAUCAACGUAUCCUUCGGUGCAUACAGUGCCAAGGAUGCCCAGGACGACAUCCUGGCUGGCGCCGCAGCUGUUGGCUUUCCCGAAAUCGUAGAUAUGCAGGAUUUCAAAGCUGCCAAUGGCUUCUCUCGAUGGCUUCGAUACAACUCGCCUGAUGGCAAGCGGCAGGAUACGGCGCAUCGCUAUGUCCAUCCUCUGAUGGCUUCGGGCGACUACCCCAAUCUGCAUCUUCUCGUCCAGAGCACCGUCAGCCGCGUCAUUUUCGAGGGCAACAGAGCUGUUGGUGUGGAAUACCUGCCAAAUGCUUCUUUCCAACCCAUCACCAACCUGACACAUAGGGAGCCACUGACCAUCAAAGCAAGAAAGCUGGUCGUACUCUCCGCCGGUGCUCUUGGAACGCCGCAGAUCCUCGAGAGAUCGGGAGUCGGCAACGCCGAGUUGCUCAAGAAGCUGGACAUUCCAGUUGUUGCCGAUGUUCCUGGCGUCGGCGAGGAGUAUCAGGACCAUAACUUGAUCUUUUACUCGUACAAAACCUCUCUCAAGCCUGAUCAGACGCUUGAUGAUUUGCAUCGCGGGCGACUGGACUUUUACGAGGCUGUGGAGAAGAAGGACCCUAUCGUCACUUGGAACGCGGUUGACCUGGCGGCAAAACUUCGUCCGACAGAUGAAGAAGUCGCGCAGCUGGAUCAAGAGUUUCAGGACCACUGGAACCGUGACUUCAAGGAUCAGACGACGAGACCCUUGAUGCUCCUGGCCGUCGUCAGCUCCUUUCUCGGCGAUCACAAGACGCUUGCCGAAGAACAGGAUGGACCCUCCCAAUAUCUGUCAAUCGGCAUGUACACUGGCUAUCCCUAUUCGCGCGGUGAUAUUCACAUCACGUCCAAGGAUCCUGAUGCGGCACCUUGCUUCAACGCUGGUUUCCUCUCCAAAUGGGUGGACUUGACGAAGCAGAUAUGGGCAUACAAGAAACAGCGCGAAAUCUUCCGCCGCACGAAUGUGAUGACCAGUGAGCUGCCCGUGGGGAGUCCCAAGUUUCGCGAGGGUAGCAAAGCCGCUCUUCGAAAGCAGCCGGAGGCGCUGGAUGGCUUCAAGACGCUUGAAGAGAGAAAAGCUCUGCCGCCGAUCGAGUACGAUGAGGAUGAUGAUAGAGCCAUUGAAGAAUACAUCCGGUCAAACAUUGAAACGACAUGGCAUUCUUUGGGAACUUGUAAGAUGGCUCCAAAGGAAAAGGGCGGCGUGGUAGAUAAGCAUCUCAACGUGUAUGGAACUGUUGGGCUGAAAAUAUGUGACCUCUCUAUUGCGCCCGAGAAUGUAGGCGCAAACACGAACAACACGGCGCUUAUUGUCGGAGAAAAGGGGGCGGAUAUCAUAGCAAAAGAGCUAGGGCUUGUUGUAUAAGCUCGGUCAUUUUUCGAGUAUCUGGGUACAAUCUGCAAGACACCCAUCAAUAUGGCACCCGAUGUCGUCCAGCACCACCGAGCUGGGUAUGCGAGGCGUCACACUACCUUAGUCUAAACGUCCUCCUUGUCAUUACAUAGAAGCUUCCCUAAACACUAGAAUGUUAUGACACUAUUAU